AUGGUCAAGGGUUCGAAGAAGAAGGAGAGAAAGGCAGAGAAGGAAGGAAUUCCUGCGGGCCAGCCCGUUGAAACAAAAAAGCGCAAACGCGCUAACUCCUCCUCUCCGAAAAAGGGAGCGAAAAAAGCGACGGGGGCUCAUCAGCAGUCCCCGAAGCCCGUAGCGAUUCAAAUGAGGGAAGACAUCGAGAUGUUAGAAGGUGAUGCUUCAAACAUCGAGGUGCAUGCAGAUGCCCGGAGUUCCGCAAAGAACAAAGGGAAGCAAAAGGCGAUGCGUGUUGACGAGGAAGAGGUGGAUAUAGGAAGUGACUUAAGGCUGUCACCGAGUACUAGUCCAGAACCUCCCGAAGGGCAUCGGGAGGAGGAGGAAGAGGUGCCACCAACGGGGGCUUUCAAAGCUUUGACUUUGGAAGAGGAUGAAGAUGUGGAUGAAGGAGAAGCGGUAUGGACUUUGACGGCUGAAACGGCUGUUAAGGGACUACCGUCAGGCUCUAGUGGAUCAUCCCCCGUUGGAAACCUGUUGGAUAACAGCUGGACUAGCUGGGCAGAACUGAAGCAGAUGAACUUGAAUGGACAGCGACCGCCCCCUCCACCCUUCCUCGAUAACAUCCCGGGGGCUCUUAAGCCCUGGUUAAAAAUUGAGGCGAAGAGAGAUGCAUUACUGACUCAGACGAUGGUAAUAGUCGUCAUGAGCGGGAUAUUCAGCCCAUCCAAAGAUCAUUUUAUCGGGAGUGCAGUCUGGAAAGCGACGAACGGGGAAACUCGGGGUCGCCGGUACGACAUUGUCCCCGGUAAGAAAUGGAUAGCUUGGGUACUUGACAACACGGACCAGGCGCAGAAAUGCGUCAGCGAAGUAAUGCUGAUCACUAGCCUCCGCCGCUGCAUGGACGGACUAGUCGCCGCCUUCGAGAAGUACUUGGAAAAGCUUCAGGUCAACUCGCCCAGUGGACCGAAGCCGUCUCCAAUAAAAAUCAUUGAGUUACAGCGUGAAAUGGAUAGCGAUAGAGGAGCAUUGCGCAUCAAGUUCAGAAUGUCGCCCCCGGAUGCCGCUUCCUUCUGGAAGUUGAGCGGGGCUUCAUUCGAACACAACGGAUCCAAUUUUGCCUUAACAGAUGUACACCCCUGUAAUAGUUGUUGGUUGGAGGACCAUGCGAACCCGGACUGUUGGUGGUUUGGAUCGCCCUGUAACGCAGUCAUGUCCUGGCACUUGAUUUUUAACCAUACUGCUCCGAGUAAGGCCAUGGUAUCACGGAUGGAGGAGGAUACGGCCCCAAAGAAGGGGAAGAAGGUUUCUAAGAAGAGGGCUAAGGGCUAG
This is a messenger RNA of Epithele typhae, 1314 nucleotides long. RefSeq lists its product as uncharacterized. The record is from RefSeq and is a predicted model, not a curated record. Lineage: Eukaryota; Fungi; Basidiomycota; Agaricomycetes; Polyporales; Epitheliaceae. The transcript has 4 exons. The coding region runs from base 1 to 1314 and encodes 437 amino acids.